Rhea pennata is the source of this 1986-nucleotide messenger RNA. It is a transcript of the gene TUBB6, whose product is annotated as tubulin beta 6 class V. The record is from RefSeq and is a predicted model, not a curated record. Bases 85 to 1425 code for a protein of 446 amino acids. Gene Ontology annotation, cellular component: microtubule; cytoplasm. The transcript has 4 exons. Gene Ontology annotation, molecular function: GTPase activity; structural constituent of cytoskeleton; GTP binding. Gene Ontology annotation, biological process: mitotic cell cycle; microtubule cytoskeleton organization. Lineage: Eukaryota; Metazoa; Chordata; Aves; Rheiformes; Rheidae.
CCGCCGCCGCGCAGCCCAUAAAGCGCCGCCUGGGCCGGAGCCGCCGCGCAUAGCUGGGCAGCGCCGGGCGUGUGCGGCGUCGCCAUGAGGGAGAUCGUGCACAUCCAGGCGGGCCAGUGCGGCAACCAGAUCGGCACCAAGUUUUGGGAAGUGAUCAGCGAUGAACAUGGGAUUGACCCAGCCGGAGGCUAUGUCGGUGACUCAGCGCUGCAGCUGGAAAGGAUCAAUGUCUACUAUAAUGAAUCAUCUUCCCAGAAAUUCGUACCGAGAGCAGUCUUAGUGGACUUGGAGCCAGGAACCAUGGAUAGUGUGCGAUCUGGUCCUUUUGGUCAGCUCUUUCGACCUGAUAAUUUCAUCUUUGGACAAACUGGUGCAGGAAAUAACUGGGCCAAAGGACACUACACAGAAGGAGCAGAGCUGGUUGAUUCUGUACUUGAUGUAGUAAGAAAAGAGUGUGAACACUGCGAUUGCUUGCAAGGAUUUCAGCUCACUCAUUCCCUGGGAGGAGGGACAGGGUCUGGCAUGGGAACCCUUCUCAUCAGCAAAAUACGAGAGGAAUAUCCUGACAGGAUAAUGAAUACAUUUAGUGUCAUGCCCUCUCCAAAGGUUUCUGAUACAGUGGUGGAGCCUUAUAAUGCUACUCUCUCAGUCCAUCAACUGGUUGAAAAUACAGAUGAAACCUACUGCAUUGAUAACGAAGCUUUGUAUGAUAUUUGCUUCCGCACCCUGAAGCUUACCACUCCAACAUACGGAGACUUAAACCACUUGGUUUCUGCUACCAUGAGUGGAGUGACUACAUCCCUGCGUUUUCCAGGCCAACUAAAUGCUGAUCUCCGGAAGCUGGCAGUAAAUAUGGUCCCUUUCCCACGCCUUCACUUUUUCAUGCCGGGCUUUGCUCCUCUGACAGCCCGAGGCAGCCAGCAAUACCGAGCACUCACUGUUCCAGAGCUUACCCAGCAAAUGUUUGAUGCCAAAAAUAUGAUGGCAGCAUGUGACCCAAGACAUGGGCGAUAUUUAACAGUGGCUACAGUCUUCCGUGGUCCCAUGUCCAUGAAGGAGGUUGAUGAACAGAUGCUGGCCAUUCAGAACAAGAAUAGUAGUUACUUUGUAGAAUGGAUCCCAAACAAUGUCAAGGUGGCAGUUUGCGACAUACCGCCUCGUGGUCUCAAGAUGGCUUCCACAUUCAUUGGCAACAGUACAGCUAUUCAAGAGCUCUUCAAAAGGAUUUCUGAGCAAUUUUCUGCCAUGUUCCGGAGAAAGGCCUUCCUACACUGGUUCACAGGAGAAGGAAUGGAUGAAAUGGAGUUUACAGAAGCAGAAAGCAACAUGAAUGAUCUGGUUUCAGAGUAUCAGCAGUACCAAGAAGCUACAGCAAAUGAUGGAGAGGAAACAUUUGAAGAUGAGGAAGAAGAAAUCAAUGAAUAAAGAAGUUAUGAAAAAAAAAAUUUCCAGGCCAAAUUCUCAAAUCUGGAUUUCUAAUAAUUAGGCUCAUAAACCUUCAUUUAAGCUUAAAGAAAAAAAAAAAAAAAAAAAAGAAGGCAUGAUCUCAGAUGUUAGAGGUGCUUUUCAGAGUCCAUUGAGGUCACUGGGAACUGAAGAUGUUCAGCACUUCUGGAUAUCAGGCCAUUUCUAUUCAUGAGACAAAUAUAAGGCAUUCAGUUAAUAUUUUGGCCUAAGAGUCUGAACAGAGGUUGCUAGUUUGGGGUAUAUAUAUUUUUUUUUGUUCCAAAAUUUGUCUUCCAUGAAGUUGUACAAGAAGUAAAAGAGGCAUGAAAAGCUGCACUAUUUUCAUCCAGUUAUGAAUAAGAAAAACUUGUGAGUUUGAAGUAAUCAUUCUGUAUUGAGUGUAUAAUACUGAACUGCCAGGAACAAAAUUUAUUCAUAAUAAAAAGAUUUAACUGUUCUGUACAGUAAAUGUGAACAACGAUAUUUCACAUCAGACCUCUGGUAGCAAAACAAAAUAAAAAAGAUUAGCAUCCUCUCAAA